UAUAUAUACACAUAGACUGCUCAGAUGUACACUGACAGAGCUAUCACCAUCUUUCAUCGGAUAAGUUUCAAUUGUCAGCAUACGGAUUUACUAACAGUAUUUCUUAAAACAAAUUUGCAAGACUUCACAACAACAACUUCUCAACAAUAUCCACUGAACAUAUAUCUAUCAUGGAACUCACUAUAACGCUUUUGAACGGGAACUCACUUCCCCUGACAGUUCCGCCACACACCACCGUGGGGUCUCUCAAGAGUUUGAUUCAACAACACUUUGAAGUGGCCACAACAAAGCAGAGGCUGUUAGGCGUCAAUGGGAACAACAUCAGUCUCAGCGAUGAUUCAAAAACUUUGAGCGACUAUGGCCUGCAUUCAGGAUCUAAAGUGAUGGUGCUGAUUACGGAGCCCACGCCUAUCCAGGUGUUCCUGAAAAACGAAAAGGGCCAGACACACACAUAUGAUGUGGUGCCUGGUGAGACUGUAACCCAGUUCAAAGCCAAGGUACAAAACAAGGAGGCAGUCCCUGCCAAUCAACAGAGGCUGAUUCAUGAGGGUAGGCAGCUCGAGGAUGGCCAGAGGCUGGAGAACUACAACAUCAGAAAUCAAAGCAUCAUCUAUCUGACGCUCCGUCUAAGGGGAGGCUGAAGAAACCCAGUAUCGACCUGAAACCACCUGUCACAUGAAGCCCUUAACUUAUUAUGCAUUCCAUGUCUAUAGAGAAAAAGCAAUCAAUCUUGAACAAAAAUGUGAAUUGUCCUACAUUUGUAUUCAAUUGUAAACUUUAAAUUAAGCAUGGCUGAUAUAGGCGUAUAUUAAUGAGAUUGUUAUCAAGUAAUAAAAAUGUAUAAAACUAAAACUGUCAA
Molecule: messenger RNA, 859 nt
Organism: Oncorhynchus keta (chum salmon)
Lineage: Eukaryota; Metazoa; Chordata; Actinopteri; Salmoniformes; Salmonidae
Product: polyubiquitin-like
Exons: 2
Coding region: 171-641 (156 amino acids)
Biological process (GO): modification-dependent protein catabolic process; protein ubiquitination
Cellular component (GO): cytoplasm; nucleus
Molecular function (GO): ubiquitin protein ligase binding; protein tag activity
Source: RefSeq, a predicted model, not a curated record